Alligator sinensis (Chinese alligator) is the source of this 1317-nucleotide messenger RNA. It is a transcript of the gene EPYC, whose product is annotated as epiphycan. The record is from RefSeq and is a predicted model, not a curated record. The coding region runs from base 73 to 1023 and encodes 316 amino acids. Lineage: Eukaryota; Metazoa; Chordata; Crocodylia; Alligatoridae. The transcript has 7 exons. Gene Ontology annotation, molecular function: protein binding.
GGAGGACAAGGAAGAAAAAAAAGGAAAGGAAAGGAGAAUGCUGUCACUUUUGGAUUGUGAAAGGAAGGAAGAAUGAAGACCCUUGCAAAUAUUUUUCUGGGAUUUUUCAUCUUUGAGGGCAUUGUGGCUGCUCCUACCAUUGAUACACUAACUUAUGACUCCGAUUUAUAUGGCAUAAUACUUGGAGAGUCAGAUAAUCUAUUUGACCACAUUGAAAAUGAACAAUCUGCUCAGGCAGAGACAGAAGUUGGCACAAUAUUACCUUUUGUAACUCAAGACAGUUACUCCUCUGCACCACUGACUGAAGAGCCUGAGGAGGAAGCAUCAACGCCAAAACUUAUUGACGGUUCCUCGCCACUGGGCUCUGGAGUUCUUGGGCCCCAAACACAUGAUGGCCUUCCAACUUGUCUUCUGUGUACGUGUCUGGGAACCACAGUCUACUGUGAUGAUCAUGAACUCAACGCUAUUCCCCCACUCCCUAAGAAAACCACCUAUUUCUACUCCCGUUACAACAGAAUAAAAAAGAUCAACAGAAAUGACUUUGCUAACCUAAACAAUUUAAAGAGAAUUGAUUUGACAGAAAACUUUAUAUCUGAGAUUGAUGAAGAUGCCUUCAGAAAAUUGCCUCAGCUUCAGGAGCUGGUGCUCCGUAAUAACAAAAUAAGGCAGCUCCCUGAGUUACCUGCCACCUUGACAUUUAUUGAUAUUAGUAACAACAGGCUGGGUCGCAAAGGAAUAAGGACUGAAGCAUUCAAAGAUAUGAUUGACCUACAACAUCUAUACAUCACUGACAAUAACUUGGAUCACAUCCCACUCCCACUCCCUGAAAGUCUUCAAGCUCUUCAUCUUCAGAACAACAAUAUUCAAGAGAUGCAUGAAGAUACUUUCUGCAAAAUGAAAGAUGUUACUUAUGUCCGUAGGGCUCUAGAAGACAUCAGACUGGAUGGUAAUCCCAUCAAUUUGAGCAAGACCCCUUAUGCUUAUAUGUGUCUACCCCGUUUACCAAUUGGUAGUCUCAUCUAAGCUUAGACAGUGACCAAAACUCAUUUUCUAUGAUACGCUCCACAAAAAGUGAACAAGUCAUUGCUACAUACAGCACAACACAUAAUUUUCAAAGCUUAUUAUUUUGUAAAGACACGUUUAUUGAUAAUUAGAAUUGUAAAAGGUAAAUCCAUUGUUUAUUGAACAAUAUAAUGUACAAUACUAUAAACAAUAUAUUAAUUAUAAGAUUGCUUUGAAUAUAUAGAUAGCAACUAUCAGGAAAAGAGAUCUGAAAUGUGUAGAUUUGAUAUUGGAACAGGCAGCUGUAGUGGGGGA